UCGCAGGGCGAAACGUGCGACUAUUGAUCCACUUCCGGAUCUGUCAAAAGACUACUCCUUUCCAUUCAAUGCAGCGCCGCGUUCCCACGUCGCUCCUGCGCUGCAUGCAGCAGCGCGGCAUCUCGAGCUCGUCCAGCCGCCAAUGGGACCAAGUGCGCCCGCAUUUCCACGCCGGGGCGCACGGCAACCCGAAGCUAAACCUGCCGCAGACUGUGUCAAUUAUCGGCGCCCCCAUGACGUACGGCCAGCCACUGCUGGGCACGGACGGCGGUCCAGAUCUAUUGCGCGAGGCUGGAUUACACAAGACUUUGGUAGACUUGGGCUGGUCUGUAGAGGAGAACGGUAACCUCAACUUCGUGGCGCCAUCCUCUAACGAUCCGACGCUCGACUCACGCUACGGCAAAGCCAAGCAGUGCUUUCCUGUUGGCAACGGCACGAAGCAGUUGUACGAGACUUUCAAGCAAAAAGCAGGGGAGGGCAAGUUCUGUUUGGUGUUGGGUGGUGACCACACUAUUGGAGCUGGAUCCCUUGCAGGAUUGCUGUCUGUGCACCCUGACGCGGGCGUUAUCUGGGUAGAUGCCCACGCGGACAUCAACACGCCGGCGGACUCGGAGUCUGGCAACAUGCACGGUAUGCCAAUCGCCUUCCUCAUGGACGGUAUGGUGGACAGCUCCAAGAUUCCAGGCUUCGAGUGGCUCAGUAAUGGCCCCAAGAUGAAGCCGGAGCAGCUCGUGUACGUCGGUCUGCGCGACGUCGACUCGUUCGAACGUCGCGUCAUCCAUGAGAAGGGAAUUAAGGCGUUCUCUAUGCAAGAAGUGGACCGCUACGGUAUUGGCAAGACGAUGGAGAUGGCGCUGGACCAUCUUUGUGGCAAGAAGCAGCGGCCUUUGCACAUGAGCUACGAUAUCGACGCAGUGGACCCACUGGUGGCUCCCUCGACAGGCACACGUGUACGUGGUGGCCUUACGUGGCGUGAGGCUCAUUACGUCGCUGAAGCUGUGGCGGAAACCAACUUGAUGGUGGGUCUGGACAUGGUCGAAGUGAACCCGACGCUGGCACCUGGCGAUGGAGCUCAGAUUACGGUCGACAUGGCGCUCAUGCUCAUCUCGUCGGCGCUCGGAAACCGCAUCUUGUAAGACAAUUCUCAGUUUACAUGGGUUCGUAGGUAAAUUUCACACCUCGUUUAGCAAUAACGAACCCAGACACGACCACAAUAUCAUGAGCAAAUUGCGUUCUA
Molecule: messenger RNA, 1237 nt
Organism: Phytophthora infestans T30-4
Lineage: Eukaryota; Oomycota; Peronosporomycetes; Peronosporales; Peronosporaceae
Product: arginase
Exons: 3
Coding region: 69-1136 (355 amino acids)
Cellular component (GO): cytoplasm; cytosol; nucleus
Molecular function (GO): arginase activity; manganese ion binding
Source: RefSeq, a predicted model, not a curated record